Molecule: messenger RNA, 903 nt
Organism: Trichoderma reesei QM6a
Lineage: Eukaryota; Fungi; Ascomycota; Sordariomycetes; Hypocreales; Hypocreaceae
Exons: 1
Coding region: 13-903 (296 amino acids)
Source: RefSeq, a predicted model, not a curated record
AUGGAGCAAUACAUGGAUGACAACGACCUCCCUUGCUUUGAUCUUGACUUGUCCGAUAACAUCAAUGACGCUGCCAACUUUCGCUUCGAAAACGACCCGUCAAAUCCCUACGAGCGCAUGAAUGUCAUCGAGCGGCGAGGCUUGUUGCUGGUUAGGUGCACAGUCGAGGAUAUUGUCCACGGCCAUUGGAGCGACGAUGGGGAGAGCGACGACGAAGCCACACUGCUGGUGCUGCUCUUCCGCUUCGACGCUGAUAGCCUCGGCCGCCGCAUCAAGCUCGCCCGUAUCAAGCUGAGCUUUUCGGGCAUGUCGAGUAACCGUCCAGAUCCAGAGGUAGCCCGUCUGUGGCCAGCCGAAACCUACAGCAUACUCCCGACAAGACGCAAUGAGACGGUCAGUUCAGGAGGCAGAGGCAGCUUGUCUAUGGGAACUCAGCUCGGCCCAGACCUAUCAUAUGAGAGAAGCAAGACGGUGCAGAGAGAACUCCAAAGCAUGGGCACUAUUCGAGGCUCUGCCGACACCCGCGGCCGCAACUAUGGCCUGUAUAACAGCGCUUCGUGGACUCUCAAAGAAAACCCCGACACUCGCAGCGGCGUUGCCGCAGCCCUGCAGUGUGCCGUGGUCGUGAGACGUCGCACUCCCGGAGAGAAAUUCUCUGCCACGGUGCAAAUUUCAGUGCAAGCUGAUCGCUCAACCGCUGGCCUUGAAUGGUUCCGCGGCGCCUUCACUCAUCCUGACACCGUGGACCCCAUCCUCUUCGACCCGAAGCGUCCUCCUACCAAUAGACUCCGGGUGUACGACGACAAGACUCGAGCAACACUAGGCAGCAUCAGACUGGAUGACCCAACCCUGACUCACAUCACCUCCUACAAUGUAUGGGCCGCCGCGGAAAAGCAGACGUGA